Agrilus planipennis (emerald ash borer) is the source of this 3242-nucleotide messenger RNA. Its product is annotated as dentin sialophosphoprotein-like. Gene Ontology annotation, molecular function: chitin binding. Gene Ontology annotation, cellular component: extracellular region. The transcript is spliced from 4 exons. Bases 105 to 3155 code for a protein of 1016 amino acids. The record is from RefSeq and is a predicted model, not a curated record. Lineage: Eukaryota; Metazoa; Arthropoda; Insecta; Coleoptera; Buprestidae.
AACAAUUACGAACGAACGACAAGAUUUUCCGCAGAUGUGCAAUUGAAGAAUUGUAUUAAACUGUGGUGUAUUUUUUCGAAAUUAAUAAGUGUUUUAUUGAAAAUAUGAGAAGCAUUUACAGUUUCAUAAUUAUUUCAACUAUUUUACUUCGUUAUCACGAAACAAAUGCUACUUUGUCCUCACAAUGUCCAGCGAUAGAUUCCGUAAAUGUUACUUAUCUGAAACAUGAAACAGAUUGCGACAAGUUCUACAAAUGUACAAAUGGUAGAGCAGUAUUGUUUAAUUGUCCGGUAGGACUUCAAUUCAAUCUCCAACUAGGGGUCUGUGACUAUCCUGCGAAUGUUAACUGUAUUGUUACGGAUUCAGUUGUGGUUAACUCGGAAUCUACCACUAACACCAACACUCCUCUUCCUUCAUCGGAGUCUUCAUUCGCCGGUAAAACCCCAUCGCCGUCUCUUACACAAACUGUUGCCAAUGUGAUUACUACAGUUGUUGACCUAAUACUACCAAAAGAAGCAUCUACAACACCAAGUGGGCCUAGUGUUGAAAUCAAUACUGUAACUGUAAAUCCAAAUCAACCAAAUGUCCCUCAGGAACUAGCUGUUACGUCCGACAGUUCAAAUCCUGGAGUAACUGAAGCUCCUGUGGUGGGCACUAUUAGUUCUCAACUAGUAGAUACACUUGCAACUGACGCAAGUCGACCAGUAGGACCAUCGAAUGCAAACCCUUCAAAUACUGUUGACCUUCAAGAACCAGCAACAACAGUCGGAAAUAUAGAUCCGACAGCCACAGAAACCCCCUUUUCAGACACAACUAGUUCACAAAUAGUAGAUUUCCCGUCAAACCAACCACCAGUUGGUUCUACUAACACAACUAGUCCAAACGUAGACCAACAACAACCCAAUGAUGCUGCAAAUCCAUCAGUUCCUGCGACCCUCAAUUCAACACAAAAUCCAGCAGUAAUUAUUGACGAGUUGAAUCCAGGAAUAACUAAUAGUCCCCCUGUAGAAAGUACUGGAGCUGGAUCACCCAAUGUAGCCCAACCCGGAGGUAAUCCUUCCGAACAAGUGUCAAACGUGGACCAACAACAACCCAGUGGUGCUACAGAACAAUCAGUUGUUGAUACUCCCAAUUCAACACAAAAUCCAGCAGUAAUUAUUGAUGAGUUGAAUCCAGGAAUAACUAAUAGUCCCCCUGUAGAAAGUACUGGAGCUGGAUCGCCCAAUGUAGCCCAACCCGGAGGUAAUCCUUCCGAACAAGCGUCAAAUGUGGACCAACAACAACCCAGUGGUGCUACAGAACAAUCAGUUGUUGAUACUCCCAAUUCAACACAAACUCCAGCAGAAAUUAUUGAUGAGUUGAAUCCAGGAAUAACUAAUAGUCUCCCUGUAGAAAGUACUGCAGCUGGAUCGCCCAAUGUAGCCCAACCCGGAGGUAAUCCUUCCGAACAAGUGUCAAACGUGGACCAACAACAACCCAGUGGUGCUACAGAACAAUCAGUUGUUGAUACUCCCAAUUCAACACAAAAUCCAGCAGUAAUUAUUGACGAGUUGAAUCCAGGAAUAACUAAUAUUCCCCCUGCAGAAAGUACUGCAGCUGGAUCGCCCAAUGUAGCCCAACCCGGAGGUAAUCCUUCCGAACAAGUGUCAAACGUGGACCAACAACAACCCAAUGGUGCUUCAGACCAAUUAGUUACUGAUAUUCCCAAUUCAACACAAAAUCCAGCAGUAAUUAUUGACGAGUUGAAUCCAGGAAUUACUAAUAGUCCCCCUGCAGAAAGUACUGGAGCUGGAUCGCCUAAUGUAGCCCAACCCGGAAGCAAUCCUUCCGAACAAGUGUCAAACGUGGACCAACAACAACCCAGCGUUGCUACAAAUCAAUCAAUUGCUGCUAAUUCCAGUGCAUCACAAAAUCCGGGAGUAAUAAUUGACGAGUUAAAUCCAGGAGUAAGUGGUGGUUCCUUAGUAAACAGUACUGGAACUGGAUCGGGCAAUGCAGCCCAAUCUGGAAAUCCAUCUGUACAAGCACCAAAUGUAGACCAACAACAACCCAGCGUUGCUACAAAUCAAUCAGUUGCUGCUAAUUCCAGUACAUCACAAAAUCCGGGAGUAAUAAUUGACGAGUUAAAUCCAGGAGUAAGUGGUGGUUCCUUAGUAAACAGUACUGCAACUGGAUCGGGCAAUGCAGCCCAACCUGGAAGUAAUCCAUCUGUACAAGCACCAAAUGUAGACCAACAACAACCCAGCGUUGCUACAAAUCAAUCAGUUGCUGCUAAUUCCAGUGCAUCACAGAAUCCGGGAGCAAUAAUUGACGAGUUAAAUCCAGGAGUAAGUGGUGGUUCCUUGGUAAACAGUACUGCAACUGGAUCGGGCAAUGCAGCCCAACCUGGUAGUAAUCCAUCUGUACAAGCACCAAAUGUAGACCAACAACAACCCAGCGUUGCUACAAAUCAAUCAGUUGCUGCUAAUUCCAGUGCAUCACAGAAUCCGGGAGCAAUAAUUGACGAGUUAAAUCCAGGAGUAAGUGGUGGUUCCUUAGUAAACAGUACUGGAACAGGAUCGGGCAAUGCAGCCCAACCAUCUGGCGGAACUAGCGUCAAUGCGGGCGGUGAAUUGGACAGUGCUUCCCAUCCUGGAAGCUCCUCUUCUGCACAAUCUCCAGCUAAUGGCAGUAAUAGGCCCACUAACUCUAAUGAAAGUAAUAAUGACGACGAUGACAAUGGUAACGACAACAGUGAUGAGACAUCACCAAAAAGCAAAGAAAACAACAGUAACAUAGACGAUGACGAUAACAAGGAAAAUAGUAGGGAAAAUAGCGAGGAUGAAACAGAAAAUAAAAGCGGAAACAAAUUCAAUAAGGAGAACGACAGUGAUGAUGAUAGUAACGAAAGUAAGCAGAAAAAAGAGAAAAACGACGAAGACGACAGCAGUAACAGUAAAGAGAAGAAAGGAAAAAUUCGUGCAGUAAAUAAAAUUCUCAGCAAAAUUAAUAAAUUAAGAAGUAAAUUGAGUAAAUUAGCACAGCAGGAGAAGCUGAACCAGGGCAGCGACGAAGAUAAUAGUUAUGAAAAGAAACGUGGAAUUAUCAUUGCUAAAAUUAAAAGCUUAGUAAAGAAAGAACGACUUUUUAAAGAAGAUAGCAACGAAAGCAAUUAAAAACAUGAAUUGGGCAUAUUAUAUAGAUUCAUAUUUAUAAUUUAAAAUAUAUAUAUAUGUUAUCACUAACAAAAUUUUAUUGCAGAC